AUGAAAAUGUUACGCGUGUUAACACUUAUUAUUAUCGGAAUAUUAUUAAUCGUAUUAUGGAUUACUUCGUUACGCUAUUCCAUUGAAAAUGCUAACAAUCAUUUCCGAUCAUUCAAUCAACAAAUACAAAAUAGAAAUCUUAUCAAUGCAACAACAAAAGCAAAUAUUGACGAAUUAUUAUUGGAAAGAGUUGAAGCAAUUAAACGAAAGCCUCCUUUGCUACCAGCCUAUGUUUUGGAGGAUGAAAUAUGUAAACAAUUACUAACAAACUACAAAUAUUUAAAAAUUCCGCAAAUGAGCAAAUAUGUAGUAGCUGUAAAUAAAAAUAGUGAUGAAUAUCGCGAUACUUCCUGUAAUGCUAUCCGACAACGAGCUUUUUAUUCUUCAGUGCCAUUUUCAAAUGUUGAAAAAAACUUUCCAAUUGCAUUUAUCAGGAUUGUUUAUAAGGAUUUUCAUUUGCAAGAACUUUUGCUCAAUUUAAUGUAUGCGCCACAAAAUUUGUAUUGCUAUGCAUUAGAUGCCAAAUCUACAGCACUAUUUCAUGCGCAAAUGCGCAAUUUAUCAAAAUGUUUCCCGAAUGUAUUAUUAGCGCCACGUGAAUAUAUGGUUGAUAGUGCUGGACAUAAUACUUCACGUAGUUUUCUGGAAUGUUUACGUGUAAUACGAAAAUUACCUGGGUGGAAAUAUGCUAUCUUAUUACAGAAUAAUGAUAUCCCAUUGAAAAGUAAUCGUGAGAUGGUAGAAAUUUUAAUCGCUCUAAAUGGUAGUAAUGAUAUCAAUGUUGGAUGUCCGAACGUAGAUCGUGUACCCAAUGAUGCUCCUUGGACAUUUCGAACACUUACACUCUUUAAUGAUCAUAAGCAAAAUGAUGAUCGUAAAUUACGAAUAGCAAAAGGUAGUACGUCGGCAUCAUUGAGUUAUGCAUUUGUGAAAUUUGUUGUUGAUCAAUUGAAUUUAACAAUUUUGCUUGAUAAAUUCGAUCGUUUAAGUUAUGGAAUGGAUGAAAUGCUAUUUUCAUCAUUGAAUUCCGAAGAUUCUUUAGGUGCACCAGGUGGAUUUACACGACAGUGUAUUAAUGUUUAUAAUAAUAUGAUCACCAGAUAUGUGGUAUGGAAAAAGUCCACAAAACAAUGUCGAAGUGGUUACUAUCGACAUAACAUUUGUAUCUUCGGUAUUGCGGAUUUACCUACAAUGAAUAUUUCUGGAGCUUUAUUUGCUAAUAAAAUGCUUCCGGAAUAUGAUUAUACAGCAAUCGGUUGUUGGGCUCAAGCUCUUUAUUAUCGAAUUUAUUCUCAUACUAAAAUUAAACCUGCUAAACUUAAUAAUUAUGCUAAUCGUUUGCCAGUUCGGUUUCAUAAUGAACGUGAAAGAUGGAAAUCCAAUUUAUCAGCUUUUAAUUGUUCCUAA
Cercopithifilaria johnstoni is the source of this 1407-nucleotide messenger RNA. NCBI's taxonomy places the organism in Eukaryota, Metazoa, Nematoda, Chromadorea, Rhabditida, Onchocercidae. The record is from the annotation of a GenBank genome assembly.